This is a messenger RNA of Epithele typhae, 1119 nucleotides long. RefSeq lists its product as uncharacterized. The record is from RefSeq and is a predicted model, not a curated record. NCBI's taxonomy places the organism in Eukaryota, Fungi, Basidiomycota, Agaricomycetes, Polyporales, Epitheliaceae. Bases 1 to 1119 code for a protein of 372 amino acids. The transcript is spliced from 20 exons.
AUGGACGCCGAAUAUCCGCCCAUCGACAAAACGUACGGUGCGCUGCUGGUCGGGACCUUCGUCGCGCUCAUUCUGUACGGCUGGCUCCUCAACCAGUGCCAUCGGUACUUUAUGAAGUAUCGGGAAGAUCGAUGGUUCCUCAGGUGUCUUGUCUUUUCCAUCAUUGUACUGGAGACGUUUAACGUCGUGCUUUUCAUGCACUUUUGGUGGGUACACGGCCCGAUAUCGUUUUCUAUCAUUACUUGGUGUCCACCUAUUGGGAUCGCGCUGCUCUGGGCAAAACAGUCUGGUGCGGUUCUUUUCUGCGCGGUCCUCAAACCUCCACUUAUCUUCUUGUCUCUUAAGGUCUUUCGCUGGAUCUCCACAGUCGCGGUGGUCUUCGUCUGCGAGCUGUUCUACCUUCGGCGUGUGUACCUGAUCGGGCGCAGACUUUGGUUGAUUGUUGCCAUUGCGGCCACUCUAAUUUUCGCAGAACUUGGUGAGCAAAACCUCCGUUGGGAGACAUCGCUGUCGACUAAUGAUCACACGUCGACGCACUCGCAGUGUCCACGGUUCUCAGGCAUGCCUGUCCCCUUCUUCUCCUUGAAGGAACCCGACGGUGCCAGCAGCCAUGAUGGGUGGAUGAACUCUGCCGGGGUGGGUAGUGCCGUUCUCGCAGACACGCUGCUCGCGACUGCCCUCAUCGUGUCACUACGGAGAAGCCGGACUGGCAUCAAGCAGACCGAUUCUCUCAUCUCCACGCUCAUUCUCUAUACCAUCAACACAGGUCUCCUUCUCGGAGUUUUCAACGUCCUCUCCUUGAUCCUCGCCGUUACACUCCCCGACAACCUCAUCUUCGUGGGCAUUGAUCUGGUCACCACCAUGCUGUACGCGAACUCCGUGAUGACUGUGCUCAACGCCCGAGGAUCGUCCCUCGUCAUUUCUGCCGAGGUCAUCAACAUGGACUCGAUGGACCUCUCGGCCCUGCCCGAGCUUCCGCGUUACCCUGGCCCCACACACGCUGCCCCCGUCUCCUUUUCGCCCAAAUCCAUCGAGAUCGUUAUCGCUAAGGAGUCCUUCACGAGCGGCGAAUCCAUCUAUGCCCGGCGGAGCGCACACGAGAUAGGGAUGGCAGUGUGA